This is a messenger RNA of Ceratitis capitata (Mediterranean fruit fly), 1972 nucleotides long. It is a transcript of the gene Snx6, whose product is annotated as sorting nexin-6. Bases 78 to 1616 code for a protein of 512 amino acids. The record is from RefSeq and is a predicted model, not a curated record. Lineage: Eukaryota; Metazoa; Arthropoda; Insecta; Diptera; Tephritidae. Gene Ontology annotation, molecular function: phosphatidylinositol binding. Gene Ontology annotation, biological process: phagosome-lysosome fusion involved in apoptotic cell clearance. The transcript has 8 exons.
GUGUUUUGCUUGUCUAAAUUUUAGUUGAAGUUAUUGUUCUAGUUAUCGUUGUUUUUUUUGCAAAAAACAUUAAAGUUAUGUUAAAUAUUUACAAUCAUAUUCUUCAUAAAUGUCAAGAGCCAUUUCUGAAAACACCGAGAAUACCUUUGGAAAAGUGUUCAGUAUAUAAAAAGUGUGAUUACACAGCGGGUGUAAAUUUGUCAAAAGAUUUCUUAAAUAAACUGGACGGUACGGACGACUUAACUGCAGUUGAAAAUAUGCAUAAAAGUAUAUCUGCACCUCUAGGCGUUGAAAGCAACAAUAUGGCUACCAGCAAUCCCACAAUAAUGGAAAUUGCUUCACCUACGACACAGCGCGAAGGGGACGGUGGAAACACUGUAACAGCUGCCGCGAAUAAUGGCAGUGGUAACGCCACAUCGGAAUCAUCCUCAUCAGCCAUAACACCAGCUGCUCUCGCAGAAAAUACAUUGCAUGUUGAAAUUUCCGAUGCUUUAAGCGAAAAAGAUAAAGUAAAAUUUACUGUGCAUACACGCACAACUCUGCCCGGCUUCGCUAAGCAAGAUAACAAUGUAGUGCGCCAGCAUGAGGAAUUUGUUUGGUUGCACGAUCGUUUUGAGGAAAAUGAGGAAUAUGCUGGCUAUAUUAUACCACCAUGUCCGCCACGCCCAGACUUUGAUGCCUCUCGUGAAAAAUUACAACGUCUUGGUGAGGGUGAAGGCAAUAUGACGAAAGAAGAGUUUAAGAAAAUGAAGUUAGAGCUUGAAGCCGAGUACUUGGCCACCUUUAAGAAAACCGUUGCAAUGCAUGAAGUUUUUCUACGUCGUCUGGCAAAUCAUCCUGUAUUUCGUGUUGAUCAACAUUUAAAGGUAUUCCUUGAAUACGAUCAAGAUCUAUGUGCAAAGCCACGAAAGAAAAUGGCCAUUUUCGGCGGAUUUGUUAAGUCAUUAGGCAAGACUACGGAUGAAAUACUUAUGAGUGCUACGGUACGCGAUGUAAAUGAUUUCUUUGAAAACGAGCUACAAUUUCUCAUUGAAUAUCAUGGACAUUUACGUGAUGCUGCCGUCCGUACGGAGAAAAUGACGCAACGUCACAAAGAAGUCAGCGAAUGUCAUCAGAAAAUCUCAAAUGCAUUAAUGCAAUUGUCGACUGCAGAGAGAGGCAGCAUGGAGACAUUUUGUGCGAAAUCAGCAGAGAUCUUUGAAAAAAUGAAGAAUUUAGAAGCGCGUGUUUCUAGCGAUCAGGACUUGAAACUCGGGGAUACGCUGCGCUACUAUCAGCGUGAUAGCGAUGCUGCAAAAGCGCUUCUAAUACGGCGCUUGCGUUGUUUGGCUGCAUAUGAAGCGGCUAAUCGUAAUUUAGAGAAAGCACGUGCCAAAAACAAGGAUGUGCAUGCUCCUUUGGAUGUUCAAGAGGCGGAGACAGCACAAGCAGAGGCUUGUGAGAAAUUCGAAUCGAUGUCUGCUUGUGGCAAGGAAGAACUGGUCGGUUUUCGAAAUCGUCGUGUAGCGGCCUUCAAAAAAGGGUUGGUUGAACUUGCUGAAUUGGAAAUUAAGCAUGCUCGCACUCAAUACGAAUACUUGCGUCAAUCGCUCUUGGCUCUUAAAGAAAUCGCCUGAACUGCUAAUAUGUACUGUUAUAAUCUUCUCAAUAUCUCUGUUCAUUUGUAUACUAUAUAUACAAACACAUAUUUCAAAUACAAAAUACAAAAAUGUUACAUAAUUAUGGAUAUAUUAUGAUAUACAUACCUACAGAUAUGUAAAGAUAAACUAUCUACAUAUAAUUAUAAAGUAUUUCUAAAAAUGUAUUUAUGAUUUCUAAGCAUAAAAUAUGCAUGUACGUAUUGAUUUUUUUUAUAAUGAAACAGCUUAGGAAAACAAAAUAGGAUAAAUUUAUUUCAAAUUAAGCAAAUAACUUUUCUAUUGUCAUUCCAAGUGCUUAGUCUAUUUAAUUUCAAAUAAAAGUAUUUAAUCUA